UUCGUUCGUUACUCAUAUCUUCCAAAGCAGCCCGAGGAAUUGUCGCAGCUAGUAAGUAUAUUUUACUACAACGAUUUCUUCUAAAUGAGGGGUAAAAAUUCACAGUUACCACUGUACAUAUAUAACUAGGCUCAAUACAUUAAUUAAACUUUUUAUGAAUUUACAAAUAUCACGAACAUUAUUUCAGUGAAUAUGAAUACACCUCACUGGAGUGUUGCUCGUUGGGUUUUGAUUGCUUUUUGGCUUGUCACCUCGUUGCAGCGAUCUGGUAAUUUUAGCUAAUUAAGUUUCCACAUAAUCUUCAUUUAUCUAAAGUGUAUAACAUCUUCAUUGUCGAUGGUAGUACUGGCACAUCAAAUAACGCAUUUUUUCCCCGCAGACGCAAUCCGUUGGACAAAACAGCCUGAGAAACCAACGAUCCUGGAAGAAGGCCGUUCUUUAGUGCACCUUGUCUGGAAAUUUCUGAUUGAAGGAACCUCUGAAGGGGCCGAAAUUCUUCGAGGUGUCACAUUUCGAAGGCAAAGGGAUGCUGGUGAUUCACCAGUAGUUAUUGCAAGCAACAGGAACGGAGGAGCUUUUACUGUUUUUCCGCAAUUUCGUUCAAACUACAAUGCCAUAGUUCCAGCUACACUAAUUCUGUUAAGAGCCGUGGCCAACGAGCCUGAUUUCAUCUACUCAAUCGAGGUAUCUUUCCUCAGAAAUAAUCUCCCUCAGCCGGGGUUUAGAGAUGCAGUGCAAGUUAUAGUUCGUGGUAAAGGCUCGUGUUUCUCCCGAUUUCCACCAUUUUCUUUCAAAACAGCAUGUGAAACAACGAUGUACGCUUUCAUUCCCUUUCCUUUCAAGUCUAACUUAUUGCGCCCUCUUUAUUUUCAUCAUCUUGUAAAGAAAGCCAUUACUCAAACCUUCCGUUAGUCAAAUCGCGUUCUUUGUGAGAGUGAUCUAAAACCAAACACACUUUAGAUCACCUAUGCCUAUUUUUAUCUCCCCUGAAUCAUUACGCUCCACGAGUCGGGACUGAAAAAGACAGCGUGAGUCGAUCGGUGCAGCCACGCCUUUAAAUAUGGCAGAUAUUCGAAAGAGCACCGCGGUACUUGUUAAAGCACUGUUUGCGGAGGACUGUUUAGGGAAGCAUGUCUAUCCCCUGAAACUUCUCUUUCCAAAUACUAUAAGAGAUCCUUUGUUCAAAAUGAUAAGAAUAGCAUAAAACCGUAAUUAACUAACAAAAGUUAGCUUUCUCUUCAAUUAUGAAUUAUAUAUUGACCCUCGAGUAUAGUCAUCGUUUUGGUUUAAUUCGACUCCCUUGAAGAACGGUUUUCGUGCCACAUUUAACAAGCACUAACAAGUUGGAGGUCAGAUAUCAUGAUUUACUGAGAUAACUCACUUUAAGAGUGAAACUUAUAUUGCCUUUUUCACUUUGGCCGAAACUUAUGAAUUUUCUUACACCGCGGGACAACCACGAAACACUUUGUGCUCUGGGCCAGAGAAACCACCGGAAACGUAGUUCCGAUCAGCAAGAAACAUGCAUGAAUCAUCAACAUAAUAGAGUAACCAAUACAGUCCAACAUCUCUGUAUAACGGAUGCGGCAAUAAAUUGUUAUCAAAACAGAAUAUUUGCCAUAAAAUACCUGAGAACCCAAAUUAAAGUUCUAUUUGUAACACGAAGAUAUAUUUUUUAGCAACUACUAUAAUUUGCAGUCUGUCUACUUUGAAUUUAAUUUGUAAUUGCAUGGAGUGGAUGGUAUGGUGGACCGUUGAGUUUGGUACGUUUUCAUAACGUAGCUGGCGUUUUUUGGGUGACACUAGCAUGAAAACGGGCCUUGCGGGCUGCGAGUCUGAUAUCAAAUCGUACCAAUGUUCACUUAACCAAUGCAAGACGUUCCUUGAUGAUUACAUUCGUCAUUUCCUUACCGCAAAAAAAAUCAGGUUCCAUCAAUGCUUGACCAUAACAGCUGAGCGAUAACCCCACUUACACCCUUAGCAGAAUAUUGAAUCACUGAAAACUCUCAGUAGACAUAUUAUUCUAUCUUGAGGAAAUCAUGAUAUCAUUCUGAACGUGCACAGCGUUCAUGAUCAGUCAGCUCAGAAUGAUGCGCCUACAGGCUUUUCUACUACUGAUUUUAUGCCAUAUAUAUCCCUUCUUAAUUGUGCAUGUUGAAAAUUGUUUUUCUUCAGCUGACCCAAGAGCCAUAGUGGCUCUUGGCUGACCCUAUCAGUAACGGCUUUUAAGUUGUGAUCUUGACAGGGUGGAAAGCAAGCAUGAAAAUUAAAUUAGAGCGUUUGUAUGAGAUUAUAAAUAAUUUUUGUGAAAGUCUAGCCUAGCUCCAGAGGUCUGUUCUCGGAAUAUGUAGGUUAAAAUAAACGCCUGGUGCUCACAGUUUGAUUAGGCUCCCGAAAUGGAACUCUGGUCACUCGAGCAAGUAAUCUCGUUUCCAUGCUAGAAAUCAGUUCAGAAUCUGAACUGAGUGUCGCCGAUUAGUUACUCCCAUGUCGGCCGCGAACUAUCAGGAAUAAGGUUAGAAAAAACAAAACCUCUAGCACCAAGGGAAGUGGGUAGCUUUUUAAAGGAAAAGGUAAUGGCAGACUAAAAGUACUAACAAACAAAAAUUGAGGGCCGAACUUGCUCUAGAAUCGCUUCUUUAACUAUUUUUUUUAAAAAUAAAAAGUUAAAAAGCAUUCUGGCAUAAUUUGUUUUUUGGUUCAUUCGUUUUAUGCUUUGCUGGCUAAUUUUUUUGAAAAAAUCUUUGUUAUUUACAAUAACAUGUAUUAAUUGAAAUACAAGUCUUCCUGCUUUCUCCAUCAAGUGAAUAAAAAUCUUCAUCACUUCUCCUUUUUAGCACGUUCAUGCAGCCGCUAUUUCGUUCUUGAGAGUUCUGACCGUAAUGUGGCAAAUACUGAUCAAAAGAACUUGAGAUGUGACCCGAGAGACCUGAUCAUGGGUGGUUAUACCGACUGGUAUCGUUUCAAAGGCGCAGCUGGCAUCAGAAUGCCAACAUUCUGUGUACCAACACGGCGUUGUGGUACGCACGCGCCGGGUUGGCUUAACGGUUCACACCCAUCAGUAAGAGAAGGCGUUGUCACUCGUCGAGUUUGUUACCACUGGGGUUCCAACUGUUGCAACUGGAAAAACGAUAUUCAGAUCCAAAACUGUGGCGCUUUCUAUGUGUAUCGGUUAGUUAAGCCUCCUCUGUGUUAUCUGCGGUACUGCGCUCACAAUCAAAGUAAGUUUUUUUCUUUGCUUUCUCUCUAGCUGUUAUCCAAAGAGUUCUUGCACCAUUUACUUCAACUGGAACUGUACAUUAA
Porites lobata is the source of this 3300-nucleotide messenger RNA. The record is from the annotation of a GenBank genome assembly. Lineage: Eukaryota; Metazoa; Cnidaria; Anthozoa; Scleractinia; Poritidae.